AUGGUUGGUGUUCCUCGUAGCAAGGGCUGCUCUGUCUGUCGAAAUAGACGCAUCAAGUGCGACGAAGCUCGUCCCGAGUGCGGACAAUGUCAGAAAUACGGCUGCCCCUGUCCCGGGUACAAUCGCGGCCUGAAAUUCCAAGACGAAGGACCGAACCUCCAACGCCGUCACCGUCGCUUGUCUGAUCGGAAAUCAUCGAACAAUGAUGUCGAAAAGAAACCGUCAUCUGAUUCCAAUUCGUCCAAUUCCUCGUCAAAAGCCGAUCCCCGCGCAAUGAUGCCCGAAGUCGUAGCGGAAGACGCUCUGCUUUUGAUGCAAACACAUGUCAGCAGUAUUGACGAGAGUCUGUCGCCUUCACUUAUGCAGAAGCUGUUUAUGACGCAGCAGCCGAGACUCUUUAUGGAUUUUACAUGCGCUGCGUUUCCGACUUUGUACUUUCACAAUCGCUUUCGCUCGCAGAUCGCAUUUCCCGAAUACAUCAUGGAGAAUUUCCACUCGAGAGCUUAUCAGGAUUCGGCCGUGUGUUGUCUUAGUGCUGUAUAUCUAGCUUCACUGACAAAGGAUUCCCGCCUUCUCCGAUCAAGUCGGUAUAUGUACGGGGAAGCAUUGCGACGAAUCAAUCGCAUUAUAGAUACGGACGAGGCUCUUUCGGAUAAUGUCCUUAGUACCGUUAUGAUGCUUAUGAUCUACGAAUUAUAUGCUCGUACUACUCCAGAUGCCUGGGUCAAACAUGCCCGUGGCGUCAAGGAGAUGAUGGUGAAGCGCGGUGUCAAGAAACACAUGUCCGGUUUUGGUCGGUCCUGUUAUUAUGCAUUUCGGGGCUUCUUGGUUGCUCACGCCCUUCAUGAGGGGAUACCUUGUUUCUUGGACGACGAAGAAUGGCAAAAUUUCGCCGCACAAGUUCAACAAGAAGACGCAAAGAAACCUGGAGAAUGGUCGGUGUUUGUACACAUAUCCGAGAUGAUCUUCAUGGAACUGGUCAAAUGUCCUCGAUACGUCUACGAUGUGCGGCAACUAUCACCCACAACUCCUCGAAACGUAAUCAUGAAUCUUGUUGCGCGAAUUCGCGCAACAUGCGCUAAUCUUCGAAGUCUUAGCGACGAGCUUCAGGCUUCUAUUAUGUAUCAUUUUCAGAAGAAGCAAGGCAUAGAAGUCAAUGUAAAUGGCUUCGUAGGGCCGGCACCAUCCUUGUUUCCCGAUACCAACCCGACUCUUCUUCUUCAGGGCGCUACUCAUUGCAUCAAUACAUUGGAAAAAGUACUGGGUACGAUCAAGAUUGACAACCUGGCUAUCCAAUUAGCGGUGGGAGCAACUCCGGAAGUGCAAGCACAUACAUCCCCACAGUCACAAUCACAAUCACCGCCACGAUUACCGUCCUCUCCACCGUCCGCUACAUAUUCCCACGAAGUAUCAGGAACAGACUAUCUAUCCCCCACGCCCUCUGCCGACUCAACGUGCGAAACCAUCUCCUCCAACAACUCCAGCCCCCGAGGCCCGGCAGACGAUAUUCCUUCCACCGCCAACCCCAUCAAAACGCAUACCUUUACUCUACCUUUCCGUCUAGUGUCUGAAAUCAGUCGUGGGCCAGUGCACCAUGACAAAUCCAGCGGAGGUCAUCGCUCUGUCGUCUGGUUGGAUCACAUUGCCUGCUCAAUGGGAAUGAUUCGCACAGAUGUCGAAGCGGAGGCAGUCCCCGAGGAGGAAGAAUAUAAUAACAAUACGCGUCUAGAGACUAUUCCUGAGUCGGUGGAAAUAGUGGAAGAUGAGUAAAUAUGCUUUUACCUUUUUGCUAUGACUUUUAUGCGCAUUGCUUUUGCCUGGGGCAUGAUAUACUAUACCACGAGUGUACAGCUGAUUGAUCAGGUUAUGAAUUGUUUUGUGCCGCUUAUGGACCUGACCUUGGAUUGCAUUUUAGCCAUUGUUUGUUUAUAUGAUACCUACGAUAAUAUUUCAACAUAUCCAUUGAUGAAUACUAACGUCCUACUAUGCUUGCUCC
Molecule: messenger RNA, 1996 nt
Organism: Talaromyces stipitatus ATCC 10500
Lineage: Eukaryota; Fungi; Ascomycota; Eurotiomycetes; Eurotiales; Trichocomaceae
Product: cysteine-binding protein FliY, putative
Exons: 2
Coding region: 1-1770 (589 amino acids)
Biological process (GO): regulation of DNA-templated transcription
Molecular function (GO): DNA-binding transcription factor activity, RNA polymerase II-specific; zinc ion binding
Source: RefSeq, a predicted model, not a curated record